This is a messenger RNA of Trichoderma asperellum CBS 433.97, 558 nucleotides long. RefSeq lists its product as uncharacterized. The record is from RefSeq and is a predicted model, not a curated record. Gene Ontology annotation, biological process: ribosomal large subunit export from nucleus. Gene Ontology annotation, cellular component: nucleolus; preribosome, large subunit precursor. NCBI's taxonomy places the organism in Eukaryota, Fungi, Ascomycota, Sordariomycetes, Hypocreales, Hypocreaceae.
AUGGCAAAGACUCAGAAAACAGCCCCCUCAAGGCGCUCCCGCGCCGCCCGCCGCGCAACAUCCCCCUCCAUCAACACCGACAAGUCUCUCAAGAACGCCACCCUCCCAGCCUCUUCAGCGCCCGCCGCCCUCCCCAGACCGUCCGUCCUCGCAGCCCGCCACAACGCCGGCGUCACCAAGAAAACCAGGCGCGGCCGCGCCGUCUCCGCAAAGGGCCGCCGCCGCCAGGAAAAGGGCCUCGAGAUGGCCGAGGCCGUCGUCGAGCGCACGAGCAAGAAGCUGGAGAAGAGCCUCGGCAAGGCGCGCGUCGUGCAGUCGCGGGCCAAGAAGUGGGACGACAUCAACAAGGACGCGCAGAAGAGCAAGGAGAAUGCCUUUGCGGUGCUGAUGCAGGACGGCGAUGACGAGGACAAGGAAGAGAGGGAGUGGGAGACGGACGAGGAGAUGGAUGGCGAAAAUGCUGCAAAGGAUGCCGCUCCUGCUCCUCCUGCUGCUGCUGCUCCCCAGCCGGCGAUGGCUGCACCAAUGCUGGAUGACGACGAUGACGAGAUUCUAUAA